Salarias fasciatus (jewelled blenny) is the source of this 1305-nucleotide messenger RNA. Its product is annotated as pyrokinin-1 receptor-like. Gene Ontology annotation, molecular function: G protein-coupled receptor activity. Gene Ontology annotation, cellular component: plasma membrane. The record is from RefSeq and is a predicted model, not a curated record. The coding region runs from base 1 to 1305 and encodes 434 amino acids. Gene Ontology annotation, biological process: G protein-coupled receptor signaling pathway. The transcript is spliced from 6 exons. Lineage: Eukaryota; Metazoa; Chordata; Actinopteri; Blenniiformes; Blenniidae.
AUGAACAUCUCGGAGCAGAUUUCACUCCUCUUCAGCUGCAACGCCAGCCCAAGUGAAAUGCCAGAACUCGACAUUACAGUCACCCAAAGGGAGCCGCUGACAGUUGCUGUUCCAAUGACCAUUUUCUACAGCAUCAUCUUCUUCUUCGGGGUCCUGUUCAAUGGAAUCAGCAUGCUGACCCUUCUAAUGGAUGCUCAUAUGAGAGUCAGUGCUAUUCGUUUCUACCUGCUCAGCCUGGUUGCUUCAGACAUCCUGCAGCUGUUGACCAUCCCAGUGACUUUGUACCGGUAUUACUGGGAGAGCUAUCCAUGGCGUCUGGGCCGAGCAGUGUGCAAGGUGUACUUCAUGAUCCGCCAGCUGUACUGUGCUACCACAAGCUGGGUCAUUGUGACCUUCACCACUGAGCGCUAUGCAGCCAUCUGCCACACCAUGUGGUCUGUUUCCAGUCUAAAGAGAUUCCGAUUGCCAUGUCUUCUCCUCGUAUGGAUAGUUUCGCUGAUCUCAGCUGUGCCUUUUGCCCUGGUGUAUGACGAGGCUCGAGCCUGCAUCCUGGACUACACAGCCACCACCCUCAAAGAUGCUCUCCACGUCUCCACCAUGUGUGAGAUGACAGAGCCGGACCCGACGCCCGUAUACAAAGGAGCGUUACUCCUGAGAGCAGGGUUCUUCUUUCUGAUACCGAUGGUUUCGAUUUUUACUCUCUAUAUGCUCAUCUUGAUGUACUUGAGGAGAAACGGCCGUCAGAGGAGAAACAUGGGUCUAAUGCGGCCUGACUCAAAUCCAGAGGGAAGACGAGAUAUCCAACACCAUCAGAACGGAAAACUCCUUUUGAAUGAAAAGAGAGCUCUGAAGCUUAUGGGUGCAGUUGUGGUGGCUUUUUUUGUUUGCAAUUUUCCAGACAUUGCCUCAUCUCUGAUGCAGGUCUAUGUGGUAGUGUGGUCGGGCAAAGUCCUCUCUGUCUACACAGUCCUGAAAUCCUAUUUGUCACUUCCUCUGUGGUACAUCAACGGCGCUCUCGAUCCCUUCCUGUUCUGUAUUUCUUCCCAUACAUUUCGAAGAGCAUGCUGGAGAACUCUGGGCAGGCUCAGGCCUCGCUGCAAUUGGAAGUUUGGGAAGGUGCCUUGGCUGAGGCAGAGAAGUUCAACAGAGGAAUCGAACGAAACCGUUAGAGAGAGGAUUGAUGGUAAAGCAACCAGAGAAACGACUGGAAAGAUAAAGAUUACAGUCACAAAUCUGUCAGACCAGAGAAAUGUGGGUGUACCUGAAAACCUCUGUCAACAUGAACAAAGCCUACAAAUAUUGUGA